Emericellopsis atlantica is the source of this 1805-nucleotide messenger RNA. RefSeq names its product zinc finger protein gcs1. NCBI's taxonomy places the organism in Eukaryota, Fungi, Ascomycota, Sordariomycetes, Hypocreales, Bionectriaceae. Gene Ontology annotation, molecular function: GTPase activator activity. The record is from RefSeq and is a predicted model, not a curated record. Gene Ontology annotation, cellular component: Golgi membrane. The coding region runs from base 327 to 1481 and encodes 384 amino acids. The transcript has 3 exons. Gene Ontology annotation, biological process: regulation of endocytosis; regulation of ARF protein signal transduction.
AGGAGUACAGCUAUAGAAGCUGAUCACCAUGCCAAUGUCGAUACAUACCCGUGGUCCGUUCUGUGUGGGGAUUUCCAGCUGCUUGCCAGGGGGAAGGGGGUCCAGUCUGGGUUCCAUCACGAUUCCAGCGGCGUUAAGUUAGUGGCCCUUCCCGCCCGUACCUUGGUGCAUAGCGCCCCUGGCUGUCGAAACCACACCAAGCUACCGCACACUUAUCCCAACAAAGUGCGUUAUACCUGAAGACCAGUUUCUCGACAGAUCUCCGAGUCGCCGCGCAAGGUUCGAAGACCUGUUCCCGAUAUAAUCACCAACCAGAGCCGCCCGCGAUGGCAUCCAAAGCCAUGUGGGAGGUUGACCCAGAAACGCGGUCCAAGCUCGCCGCGUUGCAGAAAGAAUCAAGCAACAACGUUUGCUGCGACUGCAAUGCUCCGUCACCCCAAUGGGCGUCGCCCAAGUUUGGCAUCUUCAUCUGCCUGACUUGCGCUGGCAAGCACCGCGGUCUGGGCGUCCACAUUUCGUUUGUGCGCAGCGUGUCCAUGGACGCCUUCAAAGCCAUCGAGAUUGAGCGCAUGCGCCUAGGUGGGAAUGCUGGCUGGCGGAAAUUCUACGAAGAGCACGAGUCGACCGACAAGAGCAGCAUCACCUGGGAUGACGGCACCGAUUCGGACAGAUACACGAGCGAAAUAGGGGAGGAAUGGAAGGAGAGGCUGACGGCCAAGGUGGAGGGCAAAGAGUACGUGCCCAGCGAGAAGAAGCCUGCGCCCGCGCCCGUCAAGAAGCAGUCAUCGUUUGCCACGUCUGGCUCCCGCUCAGGCACGCCGCUCAGCGGGUCGGCAAGUCGCAGCGAGAGUCCCUCGCAGCAGCAGCAACCUGGGGGCAAGGUGAAGGUGGACGACGAAUACUUUGCGCGUCUGGGCAACGCAAACGCCACUAGGCCGGACCAUGUUCCUCCCAGCCAAGGAGGCAAGUAUGCAGGCUUCGGCAACACACCUGGUCCCGCCUCGGGCGCGCAGAAUCCGCCCUCGUUUGAGGAUAUGCAGAAGGAUACGGUGGCGGCGAUUACAAAGGGCUUUGGGUGGUUCACGUCGACAGUGACCAAGACCGCCAAGAACGUCAACGAUGGGUAUCUACAGCCCGCGUCGAAACAGUUUUCUCAGACUGACUUUGCGCGCCAGGCACAGACUACAGCGGCCAACUUGGCUAAGCAAGCACAAGCUGCCGGCAAGAAUGCCUCUGAGGGCUUCAAUCGCUUCGUAGAGGGAGAUGAACAGGGGGCCAAUGCGCGAUCGCCGCGCGCCUCGAACAUGGAUGAGAACAGGAGGAGUUUCUGGGAUGACUUCUCCAACCUGGCAGACCAGAGAAAGGAGGCAGGCAGCGCCGGUUCCAGCGCCAUUGGAACCAGUGCAAUGGGCAAGGGGCGAGCCGGUGGAGGCGCCACGCCGCCCGCAAAGAAGAAGAACGAUGAGUGGGAUGAUUGGUAAAGCCACAGGUGAAUGGCGAUGCGCGGCAGGGAGGGAGUGCUUGCUUGUCGAAGAUUAGACCUUCAUGCUAGGAGCUAGGCGUUGGAAUAUAUGCGGCGUUAGACUAUGUGACGAAUGCGGAUACAUGUACUUGAUCCCGAGUCCAAUCACUGUGAACCAGUACAGACAAUAAAGGACAGGAUUAACCUGUUGUUUGAGCCAUAGUGAUCAACUACGAGUUCCAAAGCUUCGGGUACGUACCUUAGGUACCUUGGUGCGCAUGCCGAAGCCGGAGUUUUGUUAGACGACAUAAAGUCACGUGCGUCCUGGCCCGAGGUUGGAGGC